CUUUUAAUUGUUAUUCUAAAUUAAAAAUAUAAUAAAUCUAAUUUAAAAUGGAUAAUAAUUUAAAUUCCGAGUUUCCUUAUCAUAAAAAAAGUUCAAUACGCUUCAUUGAUGAACUUAGACUUACGAAUUUCAAUGCGUUGCUCAACGCUUAUUUUGUCUUUGACUUUAACAGCACAGAUAGCGCUGCUAUAAAAGGACCCGUCAUAGUAACACAACAGACACAAGUCACAACGCAUCAUGAGCAGAGGCUACAAAAGCUGGAAUAUGGGGAACCAUGGCAACACGAAUGGUGUCAGUGGGAGACAAGAUUUACCAGGGCAAAGUCACUACGGGGGGCAAAAUCACUACUCUGGGAGGCAAAGUCACUACUCUGGGGGGCAAAGUAACGUGCAAGGUUACUCUGGAGAAAGUGAAUCCAAAAGGAUUCGCAAUGUGGAAUUCAACCGAACACGGGACGCAAAACUCGCUUGGCAUGGAUACAAGUCGGCUGACCAAUUGAUACUCGCGAUUAUGUCACGAGCAACUAACAGAAAAAUAUGUGGCUCCAAAUUUGAAGUUCUGCGCCGCCUCAUUGACUCAAAUCCCCAAUAUCUUUACCAGAUUCCUUUCAUUGAAAAUUUGGCCAAGCAACCCAUCAAACAAGUGGAGAAAUACUUGGUGCCACAAGAAGAAGGAACAGUCCAAAUGACGAGGCUGGAAAUUGCUCAGUGUUUAGCAAACGGCUUCUUCUGUACAUUUGACGACGAGACAUACAAAAACUACGGAUUUCAAAAUAUGAAUUUUGAUGGCCUUUAUAGCGACGAUGGUCGUGAUCGAUCAAGUGCAAAGCUUGAAAAGCUGAAAUGCCUAAUGGAAUACUUCAAUCAAGUUGAGGCCAAAAUUAAUAUGAAACAUAAAGAUUUAGAUGGAAAAAUUACUUUUCAACGGGUCUGCGUGAAAAAAAUGCCAGACUGGGAGGGAAGCCAGUUGCCUCUUUGCGAUUUUCAGUGCAACCAAAGCGAUAGCAUCUUUGACUGCCCAUCAAACAUGGCUGCAGUCGAUUUUGCAAACAAGCGAAUUGGCGGAGGCGUCAUCAAUAAUGGCAGCGUUCAGGAGGAGAUAAAAUUCAUAACGUGCCCAGAUUUGAUCGCCGCGCGUCUGCUGUGCCCGGAGUUGGAGGACAACGAAGCCGUGAUUAUCGAAGGUGCCUCGCCAUAUUCAAAACAUGCUGGCUACGGCAGAGGUUUCCAAUACGCGGGUCCAGCUGACCAAUUCGCAAAUCGCUCGCAAGUUGUGCUUGCGAUCGACGCAUUGGACUUUUCCCGAGGUGCACCGCACAUGCAAUACACAAAGGAAGCCAUCAACAGGGAGCUUGUGAAAGCGUAUGCCGGGUUCUGCAAUUCGCCUCUUGAGAAAAUUGCGACUGGAAACUGGGGAGGUGGAGCAUUCAAAGGUGACCCAACUUUGAAAAUGCUCAUUCAGUGGCUGGCUGCGUCGGUGGCCCAAAAGAAAUUGCACUACUACUGCUUCAACGACCAAAACCUUCUUCAGGAGUAUGAGAGCAUCCAAAAGGAUGUGAAUAAAUUGAAGAUUCGUACUAUAAACGAUCUCUAUGUAUACACGCUCUGUCGAUUUAAUGAACCGUACCGCAAUUCUGUUCAGCAACGCAAGGUAAGAAGAAUGACAAUGUCUCCCCCAGUUCAACAACAUCAUUCUCAGUUUUCCCAGACUGCUGGAAAGCAAACGGUCACACCUCUAACAAAUCCAUCAGCGGCUUAUGGAAGUGUCCCACCGACAAACAAUGAUGAAAGUUUUGUGGUAAUUGAUGAGGAGGCACAAGAGGCAUUUAAGUUGGAAUUCAAAGGAAAACCAAAUGGUUCAGGUGCUGGAGAUCGGGAGAAAUCGCUCCAAAUGAUUGGCUUCGAAGGAGUGGAAAAUGCUGUAAAAUCAGAUAAGUCUCCAGAAUUUUUGAAUAUUCCGAGUACAUUGGAGGCCCAGGUCGUCUCUUAUAUGGAAGUUGACCAACACAGUUUAGGAUCGACAGAAACAGCAGCAAUCUCCACGGACCUACUUUGGAAGCAGCCUGAGCAAAAGCAAGUCCCCGCAAACUACAAAAAUAAUUCCGAUCAAGUUGCUAACACAUUUCGUCAAUAGUGCGAAAUAUUUCAAACUCAUGAAUAACUUUAAUAAGUUAAUCAUAAAAAAAUCCUUUUUUUUACGAAGUAAGAACAACUGAAAGCGCAUAUAUAGGUAAUUCAAAUUAAACGUUCUUAAUGCUUCAGUAAGGCUGGUUUGUGAACACUAAUGAACACUCUGAAAUUGUAAAAUAUAAUUACUUCAUUGUGCGCCACUUUGUAAAAACGUAAGUUUAAUAAUUCCUUGUUAGUAAAAUAAGACUCAUCUAACCAAAGAGAAAUUUUUUAUGCAUGAGUCCACAUAAAAUCAUCCAAAUAAUCAUUCAAUUGACGAAUUAAGAUUUUUAAUAGCUUGUUAUAAGUAAAUCGUUAAAAGUAAACCUUCGGAAUAUUAAAUAUGGAAUUUGUGUGUGCUUGUUUCAACAAAAUACAAUAGACAAUCUUUUGUUAAUUUUUAAAUCAUUAUACCUAAAAAAUAAUAAUUUUACUUAUUUCUUUUCAUUUAAUCAGGCUUUCAUGAAACUGAACUUUAAAAAUUCAAGUAAUAUUGUGUACAUAUGACAUGCAUAUAUUUGAAGUCUUCUUUAAUUUGAUAUGUAUAUUGUAUGGCUUUGAGCAGGUUCAGAGUUUCAUCGAGAGAUAGCGCGAGUGCUCGGUGCUCGCGAUUUUGCAAUAAUUGGCAAAAGGCAACGCGCAUGGAGUCUUUAAUAAAUAGUGCAGGGCUUUAUUGUAAGGGAAUAUUCAAUUUUGACAUUAUCAAAUACAAUUGUAACAAUGUGGAUAAGAUAAUAAAAAUUAAAAAAUAAUAUAAAAGAAUGCAUUAUAUUGACUUGAGCAACGGCUUAGUCAAAACAGUUAUAAAUGUUACCAAUAUGUGAACAUAACUGAAUUACAAAUAAAUUUUAAUCAAAUGUUUUCAUAUUUUACAGAUUUAAAGUAAUUUUUUAAUAGUGCUUUUAAAGAUGAAAUUGUACAUAUGUAAUUCGUUAUUUUAAAAAGCAGUGAACACAAC
Molecule: messenger RNA, 3126 nt
Organism: Neocloeon triangulifer
Lineage: Eukaryota; Metazoa; Arthropoda; Insecta; Ephemeroptera; Baetidae
Exons: 12
Coding region: 238-2133 (631 amino acids)
Biological process (GO): ATP generation from poly-ADP-D-ribose; nucleotide-sugar metabolic process; regulation of DNA repair
Cellular component (GO): nucleus; cytoplasm
Molecular function (GO): poly(ADP-ribose) glycohydrolase activity
Source: RefSeq, a predicted model, not a curated record